Monodelphis domestica (gray short-tailed opossum) is the source of this 606-nucleotide messenger RNA. The record is from RefSeq and is a predicted model, not a curated record. Lineage: Eukaryota; Metazoa; Chordata; Mammalia; Didelphimorphia; Didelphidae.
AUGCACCACAAUUUUGCUAUCUCACAAUUAAGUUUAUUCAAUUUUAACGUGUUUGUUUGGUACACUAAAAUUCUCAACUACCUCCUAACUCCCCAAAAAAACCCAAAGGUCCGCAAAGUAUUGCAGCUUCUUUGUCUUCGCCAGAUCUUUAAUGGUAUCUUCGUUAAGCUUAACAAGCCUUCGAUUAACAUGCUGAGGAUUGUGGAACCAUAUAUUGCAUGGGGUUACCCAACCCUGAAGUCUGUGAAUGACUUGAUUUAUAAACGGGGUUAUGGCAAGAUCAAGAAACAGAGAAUUGCCCUGACUGAUAAUGCCCUUAUUGCAAAAUCUCUUGGUAAAUAUGGAAUUAUCUGCAUGGAGGACUUGAUCCAUGAGAUCUACACUGUUGGCAAGCACUUCAAAGCUGCCAACAAUUUCCUGUGGCCCUUCAAAUUAUCAUCUCUAUGGGGUGGAAUGAAGAAAAAGACUACACAUUUUGUGGAAGGUAGAGAUGCUGGUAACAGGGAAGACCAGAUCAACAGGCUUAUUAGAAGAAUGAACUAAAGGUCUCUACCAUGAUUGUUUUUCUAAUGGUCUGUUAUUAAAAAUGCCUAUGAUAAAAAAAAA